AUGGAUGCGGACACGGAGACGAUAGCUGAGAAAUCGUUGAGAAAAAAUGUUCCUCGGAAGGUCGCAACCGCCUGGCAACGGCUGGUAUCGUAUAUGUUCGAGCCGGAAGAAGGAGAGUGCCUGGCAGCGUUGCGCAUUGUUUUCGGCUUACUGAUGAUGAUCGACACGAUGGAUGAAAGAGGUUUCUGCCAGGCCGAUAAACGAUGGAUGGAACCUAUGAAGUGCUAUUUUCCACUGUUCGAUUUUAUCAAACCACUGCCCGGCCGAUGGAUGUGUCUGGCGUAUGCGGCAAUGUUUACCGGCGUGCUCGGUAUAUCUAUAGGUUUCCACUACCGGAUUAGUUGUGCCAUAUAUGCUAUCCCUUACUGGUACAUAUUUUUGGCCGACAAAAGCUUGUGGAACAACCAUUCGUAUUUGUUCGGACUGCUGAUCGUGAUUUUUUCCGUGACAGACGCUCACCACAACUGGUCCAUGGACAGGUUGCUGCGAAAAAUUCCGUCGGACACACCAUCCUCGGUUCCCCGUUGGAACUAUUUGCUGCUUAGAUUACAGUUUUUUAUCAUGUACUUCGUGGCCGGCUUAAAGAAGUUUGAACCCGAUUGGCUUUGGGGUUACUCGAUGAUGUCGUUGGGCCACCAUCACGUAUUCACUCUGUUCAGGUUCUUUUUCUCAGCCGAAUUCAUAGAUCAUUGGAUAGUGCACGUCGGAGGAUUUCUCAUCGACUUGUUGUCGGGAUUUGGACUGUGUUUCCGGUCUACUCGACCGUUCACUAUCAUCGUGCUGCUCGCUUUUCAUGGAAUGAACGCUACCAUGUUUACCAUAGGUAUGUUUCCAUACGUUUGCGCCGCAAUGAUUCCAGUAUUUUGCGAACCGGCAACGAUGUCUAAAAUAUUACGGGCCGCUGUUAAAUGUAUUUGGAACGACAAGUCUGAAUCAAAACCCGUCGACUACAAACCACCGUCGAGGACCAAACAAAACGCCAUUGUUGCAGGAGUGUGCGUGUAUACAGCUCUACAGUUAUGUUUGCCGUACUCACAUAUAUUAACGCAGGGUUACAACGGAUGGCGAAACGGAUUAUAUGGAUAUUCUUGGGACAUGAUGGUACACAACAUCGAUGUGGCAAAGAUAGAAGUAAAAGUAUUGGACCACGUACGUCGUGAACAAUUCUUCUUGGAUCCACACAGCUGGACGAACAACAACAAGUGGAUGUUGCACGGUGAUAUGUUAAAGCAGUUCGCAAAGUGCGUUGCAGCCAACAUGCCCGACAGGCAUAAUAUAUCUGUCCAAAUGGACAUCUGGGGGUCACUCAACGGUCGAUUCCAUCAACGCCUGGUCGACCCAAAUGUGGAUUUAUUGCAUGCCCCUUGGUCACCUUGGUUACCUGUGCCAUGGCUAUUUCCUUUGAUCCGGCACUUGGACUGGUGGCGGCCUUUAAUAGUGGACGCAAAACGUAACACGGACGAUGAUCUACUAUUUUUCGCCGAUUUUCCAGGUAUGACGGUGACGAACGACGAGGACGACCAGGAAACGACGACCACCACGUUGGCAGUGCUCGAAGGUGCCGUGGCCGUACGAGAAUCACGGAUCGGUGGCGGAGACAAUGACAGGACCGUGCGACUGGUGUCCGGUGAAGCGAUGGAUGUAACCGGCCGACACGUCGUGACCACCGUGAGCCCCACACCGUCGUGUUACGUGUUAGCGUCGACAGUGGACAGCGGUGGCGGUAGUGAAGGCGGUAUUGGAGGCGGUGGUGGAUGUGGCGGCAGCGGAGGUGUAUCGACUCCGUCCGCUGUAGUCGGCAACCAUCGUCCCAGUGGUUGUUCGGAGGCCUGUCACGCGUUCGCGUUGCACGCGAUUAAAGACGCGUUUUCCGCUUUAUUUUUCCGUACGGCUGUCUAAUCAGUCGCAACGCGACUUUCCGUGGUACGCGUCUAAUCCUAUUUGACAUUUCGAUAGUCUGACGUUCGUUCAGCGUUAUUUUCGCUGCACAGUAACCCAACUAUACGCACACACACACACACACACACCUAUUUACUUAUAUAAAAAUAAUAAUGUAUACUAGCACGCUUAUAUUAUAUGAAUAUCUUUUUGUUAAAGAUGUUGAGUGAAAUAAAUAUUGCAUUUUUAUCAUCACAUGGUAAUAACGUCUGUUUUAUAGGUACCUGUAAUUUAAAGAGCUGUAUUGUUUAUUUUGUCUUCUUAGUUCUUAAAUAUAAUAUGUAUUACUAUACCUCUUUGAUUUAAGCGGCCAGGGAUGCUCUAAGGCAGUGUCUUUCAACCUGGGGA
Melanaphis sacchari is the source of this 2286-nucleotide messenger RNA. RefSeq names its product vitamin K-dependent gamma-carboxylase. The transcript is spliced from 9 exons. Gene Ontology annotation, molecular function: vitamin binding; gamma-glutamyl carboxylase activity. Gene Ontology annotation, biological process: peptidyl-glutamic acid carboxylation. Bases 1 to 1899 code for a protein of 632 amino acids. NCBI's taxonomy places the organism in Eukaryota, Metazoa, Arthropoda, Insecta, Hemiptera, Aphididae. The record is from RefSeq and is a predicted model, not a curated record.